GACAUCGGCUAUACCGCCUCACACACUCUCGCACUCCCCGCCGAGCUGUCAGUGAGCCACCGCCGCUCCACGCUUCUCUAUCUGCGCGUCCUCUGCGCACAGCGGUGCCACCUUCUGCUCUGCUCUGUGCACAUCUCACCCGCUCCGGAGCUGCGACCAGGGCUGAAGCUGAACUUUUGUUCUGAAACAAGGAAAUAGCAAUAUGGCUUCUAAAUCGAUGGAGUUUCUGAAGCUGUCGGAGGAACAGAUCAAAGUGCUGGAGGACAGUUUCAAAGGCUGCAAGCAUCCGGACGGGACGACGCUCAUGUUGGUCGCUGCGGAGUGCGGACUGUCAGAGGAGGACACACUAAAAUGGUUCAAGCUACGUAACGCACAGUGGCGGCAGGCGGAGGGUCUUCCAGCUGAACUGGGCUCGGUGCUGGACUGAGACUUCGCGACCACCUCCUGGAUGCCCGGAGCUCUGUGCUGACCUUGUUUUCCCUGAACGAGCAGACCUCCCCACCUCUUCCUCGUACACUUCCCUCUCUGUGUGUCCAUCUCUCUUUUUGUAUCUAUGAAGCUAUUUGAACUUACAGAAUGUGAAGGUGUUUGUGUUGUUGUUGCCAAUUAUAACCGCCAUGUUUACAGAA
Messenger RNA from Seriola dumerili (greater amberjack), 629 nucleotides. RefSeq names its product HOP homeobox (gene hopx). The transcript is spliced from 2 exons. Gene Ontology annotation, cellular component: nucleus. The record is from RefSeq and is a predicted model, not a curated record. Gene Ontology annotation, molecular function: DNA binding. NCBI's taxonomy places the organism in Eukaryota, Metazoa, Chordata, Actinopteri, Carangiformes, Carangidae. Gene Ontology annotation, biological process: regulation of transcription by RNA polymerase II; cell differentiation. Bases 203 to 427 code for a protein of 74 amino acids.